GGCGCCACGUGGGAAUACCGUGCGGCCAUUCUCAUUUCUCGUCCCCAACUGAAUCUACAAAAAUGGCGGCGACAACAUAUAAGACACAGCUCACUCCCUAUCUCUGUUUGAAAGCAAGCAGUUGCUUGAUUCCUUGUUGGAACACUCAUACACAGAGCUUACCUCUCUGUUUCCGUUUGUUCUGCCGGCGAAUUAGUAAGAACCUGAAAAUGGCAACAACGGUGAGCCACUCGACAUUCACGGCCAGCCCUCGCCAGCUACCUGUCAGCUCCGGGCGGGAAAACACUCACAGGAAUUCCAUCUCCUUCUGUGACUCCGUCACCCGACUGAACCUGAACAGAUUUCACGUUAUGAAACUGAGAUCCAACGCCGCCGGCAGAACUUCCCGCAAAUGCCGGCACAUUUCUCCCACCAGCGCCGCUUCCGCAGCCAGGCCGCUGUCUGUCCGAUGCGAGGAGGAGGGCAGUGGCGGAAUGAGAUUGGUGUUCGUCGGAGCAGAGGUCGCUCCCUGGAGCAAAACCGGUGGGCUCGGCGACGUACUCGGCGGGCUCCCGCCGGCCAUGGCGGCGAAGGGGCACCGUGUGAUGACGAUCUCGCCGCGAUACGACCAGUACAAGGACGCCUGGGAUACAGGUGUGGAAGUGCAGGUGAAGGUUUUGGACACUGUGGAGACAGUUCGGUUCUUCCACUGCUACAAACGAGGCGUCGAUCGGGUUUUCGUCGACCAUCCCCUGUUUCUAGCCAGGGUAUGGGGAAAAACUGGUCCCCAAAUCUAUGGCCCUCGAGCUGGAAUCGACUACGAAGACAACCAGCUUCGGUUCAGCUUGUUCUGCCAGGCAGCUCUCGAAGCGCCGAGGCUGUUGAAUCUAGAUGGCAAUGAAUCCUUCUCUGGACCAUACGGGGAGGAUGUGAUCUUCGUCGCGAACGAUUGGCACACUGCUCUGCUCCCAUGCUACAUGAAAACAAUGUACCAAUCCCAAGGACAUUACAGUAAUGCCAAGGUCGCAUUCUGCAUUCACAACAUUGCGUACCAAGGCAGAUUCCCCUUCUCCGAUUUCUCCGUGCUCAAUCUCCCCAGCCAGUUUAAGGGAUCCUUCGAUUUCACUGAUGGUUAUGACAAACCAGUGAUUGGAAGGAAGAUCAACUGGAUGAAGGCAGGGAUCAUAGAAUCGGACACUGUGGUUACAGUGAGCCCUUACUACGCCGAGGAGCUGGCUUCCGGUGAAGACAAAGGCGUCGAGCUCGAUAACAUCAUUCGGGCUAAGGGUAUCAUUGGCAUUGUCAAUGGAAUGGAUGUUCAGGAGUGGAACCCUUCUACUGACAAGUACAUCGAUUUCAAAUACGAUUCUACCACGGUGAUGGAUGCAAAGCCAUUGUUGAAGGAAGCAUUGCAAGCCGAGGCAGGAUUGCCAUUGGACAAGAACAUCCCUGUGAUUGGGUUCAUUGGGAGGCUGGAAGAGCAGAAAGGUUCAGACAUUCUUGUGGAAGCCAUCCCACAUUUCAUUGACAAGAACAAUGUCCAGAUUAUUAUCCUUGGAACUGGAAAGAAAGAGAUGGAGCGACAGAUCAUGAAGCUCGAGGCGUCGUAUCCUGACAAGGCUCGCGGGAUCACCAAGUUCAGCCCUAGCCUAGCCCAUCUGAUCAUAGCAGGUGCCGAUUUCAUGUUGAUACCGAGUAGGUUCGAGCCGUGUGGUCUGAUCCAGCUGCACGCUAUGCGCUAUGGCACGGUGCCAAUAUGUGCUUCUACAGGUGGCCUUGUUAACACGGUGAGAGACGGUCGAACGGGCUUUCAUAUGGGAGAUUUCAGUGUUGAGUGUGAUGAAGUUGAUCCAGUGGAUGUGAGCGCGGUGACUAGAGGCGUCGAGAAGGCAGUUGCAACCUAUGGGACUCCUGCACUGGCUGAAAUGAUCCAGAACUGCAUGGCUCAAGAUCUCUCAUGGAAGGGGCCAGCAAAGAAGUGGGAGGAAUUGCUGAGGAGUCUUGGCGUUGCUGGAAAUACUGAGCCGGGAUUUGAUGGAGAUGAGAUCGCACCUCUUGCCAAGCACAAUAUCGCCUUGCCGUGAUCCGGUCUACCCAAUAGAGUUAAAUCUUAGUAUAGAGUGCAUCAAGGUUUUUGUUAGUUUUAUGCAGAACUUAGAAGAGUAAUAGUGAGCUUUUUUUUUUUUUUUUUUGUUCUUCCCUUGCCCAUGAGGAUUUAACAUAUGUUCUUGUCAACCGUUUGAUUAACCGAGAAUUGUUAGCUAGAUCUAGGUUCAUGUUACUAUCCUCUCCUCUUGGAAGUUAGACUUUUUUUUCAAACGAAACACCAAAAUAGUGUUUUACACCUAGAUGUCCAAUUACAUGC
Molecule: messenger RNA, 2344 nt
Organism: Linum tenue
Lineage: Eukaryota; Viridiplantae; Streptophyta; Magnoliopsida; Malpighiales; Linaceae
Source: the annotation of a GenBank genome assembly